Messenger RNA from Electrophorus electricus (electric eel), 2900 nucleotides. RefSeq names its product cilia and flagella associated protein 99 (gene cfap99). The record is from RefSeq and is a predicted model, not a curated record. Lineage: Eukaryota; Metazoa; Chordata; Actinopteri; Gymnotiformes; Gymnotidae.
GCCAGGACCAUUAUAAGAAAAUGAUAAGAAAGUGUUGGGAAACGCCCCAUUGUUGCGUGGCAACAGCAAAACACCAUACCUUGGCUGAUGGGCCGAGUGAAGAGAAUGGAAGAUGCGUUGGACAUGUAGGAGCGAUAUUUCAGACGCAGCUGUACAGUUUGGAGGCAGCUGUUUGUAGGAACAUUCCCAGAAUGAACUACAAGGAGCUGGUUAGAGAGCUCAUUGCACUGCUGGAGAAGUAUGAGCCAGACAAACAGUGCGUGGAGAGUUUUACAGAGGAUUCAGCAAAAACCCUCGAGAACCGCCCGUCUGAUGAGCAGACACUGAUCAUUGACACUGUUUAUGGAUGCAUUGUGCAUCGAAAGCUUCUGGAUAUUGUAGUGAAUGCCUUUUAUGUUCAUAAUGGGAAAUCUUUACUCAAAGCCGAUCGGAACCAGUUUCUUGUGGUCUGUUACCUUGCCAUGUUCCAUCUUGAAGAGCUUGGUCUGGAGAAGUUCAGUGCGUUGCUCAAAUCUCUGGACAGCUCAAAAAUGCACAAAUUCCUGAGUUUCUUCUUUGAUGCCAACAACCUCAGCACUUGGAUCUUUGGAGAGUGGAGUCAGAUCUACGAUGCUGUGUAUGUAGAGAACAUGUGGAUAGCUCCCUUGCUGAGGUGGCAGACUGAGAUUGAAGGUCUGCUAGAUCACCUUGAGAAGAAGGCAACCAAAGGUGCUCAGCUGAAGAAAUUCCCCAAGAAGUACACCAGACCUCAGGAGUUUGUUCUGACCAAGUCCAAACCUCGAGGCCUUCCUGCCCCAGAGGCUCUUCCACAGCAAGAGAAACACAAACCUGUACCUGCCAGCACCCACAGAGCUCCAAAAGAAAAACAAGCUCUGGAGGUGAUCAGACAGAGAAACCGCCUCAAAGCACAGCAAACUUUGUAUGAAGCCAAUAUUCAGCAGUACCGAUGUGCAAACCCACAAAAAUCAGAGAAAACUAAGAAUGCAAUGUCCCAGAUUCAGCAAAACCUCGACACGAAACUCAGAUUUGACACAGUUCACACCUCAGGGACUCCAGCCACCCAGAAGGCAAACAGCUUGCCCAUCAGAUUGAACACAACGGCUAUUCUGCGGGAGGGAGCGUUGUAUAAUCGACAGAUAGAAGAGGAGCUAAAUAGGCUUGAGCAGCUGGCUGAAGGCGCGAGCGAGCCCUCCUCGUUCCUGCGGUGGCAGAGAGAGAUGAAGGAGAAGGACUUGCAGGAGCAGCUGGCCCAAGUGGAGCGCAGGAGGUUGGAGGGGAGGAUAAGCUACGAGGAGGCUCUGCUGGCCCGCCAGCGUGUCCUGGAACUCAACCAGCACAAAGCCCAGCUCAAGAAGGAGGAGACUGCGGAACUGAUGCGUCAGUAUGCAGAGAAACGAUUGCACGAGGAAGACGGGGUGAAGGAGCUGAUUCGGCAGGUGGCCGACAGCCACAAGAACUCCAAAGCUGCUAAAGUCAAACUGCAAGAGAUCAAGCGAUGCAUUGUGAAGGAGGUCUCCGAACACACCCAGCAUCUCCUGCGUCAGGCGCUGGAGGACGCCCAAGCUGAACUGAGUCGGAAGUUUGACCUCAUCCGUCAGAUUCGAGCCAUCGAGUCGGUGCCUCACAUCAGGCUCAAGUUUGUGGACGACACAGAGACUGCAGGUCAUGAGCUGCUGGGCGAGAUGUCUUUGGCUGAGCUGCAGGAGCGCUUGGCCCGGCUGAGGGAGGAGGGGCAGCGGGAACAGGAGAAGCGGAGACUCAGGAUCCUGGAGGGAAAGCGGAACAGGGAACAGCUGCUCCUGGAGCAGCUGGACACCAUCGCUGUGCGCAGGACUGCUGUGGCACGUGCCACCGCACAAAAGCACGAGGAAGAUCAGACCACACGGGCCAAGCUGCAGGAGGCUGUCAGCACGGACCAAAGAGUGGUGGCCUUGCAGAGGACUUUGGAGAUGAGGCAGCAGGAGCGGCAGCAGAGGAGAGAGGCUGAGAAAGCUACAGCAAAGCUGACCCAACACCUGGCCGCGCAGACGCUCAAGAGCUACAGCCAACAGAAGCGGGCAGUGGAGGAACAGCACUGGCUACAGCUGGAGCGCACGCUAGAGAGGCAGAUCCGGAGAGACGGACCGGUCCAGGGGACAGCCACCUUAUAACGACCUCUAUAGCACAUCCAGUUUGUGAGAAGUGGACCAUAUUCAGUUAGCAGGAUGAAUGAAAGCUAAGAAAUUGAGAAAAACAUGAUUCUAGUACUUAUGUACCUGUGUACCAAGACAUUACCCACAACAUACGGUGGAGUAUAAUUUGGAAGAAUGCACGAGGAACAACAAUUUUAGUAUUUCAUGUUAGACAGACCAGUUUAAUCUGAACUAAAGGGCAGAAGUUACAAUGUCUCACAGGGGGAGAAAAAAAAUAAAUAAAAAAAAAUAAAAAAAUCAGUCACCAAUAGAUGUACACGGUAGGAAUUACAACAAUUACAAAGCCAAAAGGAGGAAGAAGUAUUGCACCAUUUACCACCAUGAAAUUAAAAGGUCAUCAGUUCCAUGACUAAAUACAUAUUGCAGGUCAUACACUCACUGUUCAGCGCAUGGUUUGUUAGAACACAGUAAACGGAACUUGGGUAUUCAGCCCAAUAACAGUCAAAGGAACAGGCUGACACGCCAGUUGACAGAUCACCACAUUCACGUCUCAACAUGCCACAUUCCACACCUGCAACUGUCAUGAUCCCCUUUUUUCUUAAGGCUUGGAAGAGUGCAGUGGGCACUCCUAAGAGAAUUGCUAAACUACUGCUGUUUUUAUGAUCUACAGUACUUAAAUGUUAUCAUGACAUUUAAAUACAUACUGUACAUAUUUAGAAAACAUACCUCCAUACAGAAAAAAAGUCAUUAGUAAACCUAAUUCAAAAC